AUGGCUGCCAAGACCAAGACCGAUAUCCACUUGUACACCACCGGUACCCCCAACGGCAUCAAGGUGUCCAUUCUCCUCGAAGAGCUCGGCCUGGAGUACCAGCCUGAGGAUGCUAAUGCACGAGUGCAGGAGCCCUGGUUCCUGGAGAUCAACCCCAAUGGACGUAUCCCUGCCUUGACCGACAAGUUUGAGGAUGGCAAGACCAUCCGCCUGUUUGAAUCGGGGAGUAUUUUGCAGUACCUCGUCGACCGCUAUGACAAGGACCACAAGGUCUCUUAUCCCUAUGGCUCGCGCGAGUACUGGGAGGUGAACAACUGGCUGCACUGGCAGAUGGGUGGCCUUGGUCCCAUGCAGGGACAAGCCAACCACUUUAAGCGCUACGCACCCGAGAAGAUCCAGUACGGCAUUGACCGUUACACCAACGAGACCCGCCGUCUGUACCGCACCAUGGACACAGCGCUCGCGGCGAACCCCAGCGGCUACCUCGUCGGUGACCGCGUGACUAUUGCCGACAUCACCAGCUGGGGCUGGGUGGCGGCGAGCAAGUGGGCUGGUAUCGACCUGGACGAGUUCCCCGCGCUCAAGGCGUGGCUGUUCAAGCUGGUGGAGAGGCCCGGCUUCGAGCAGGGCCGCCACGUGCCGUCCAAGCACACGGCGCUGGACCACUUCAAGAUGACGGAUGAGGAACUCGACGAGAAGGCCAAGGGGGCUGCUGCGUGGAUUCAGCAGGGGAUGAAGGAUGAUGCUGCCAAGAAGUGA
Messenger RNA from Colletotrichum tamarilloi, 759 nucleotides. Its product is annotated as glutathione S-transferase. The record is from RefSeq and is a predicted model, not a curated record. Bases 1 to 759 code for a protein of 252 amino acids. The transcript has 5 exons. Lineage: Eukaryota; Fungi; Ascomycota; Sordariomycetes; Glomerellales; Glomerellaceae.